AAGAAAGGUAACAUUUAAGUGCAAGGCUGGGGUAAAGCUGCUCCAUUUGCCUGCCUUCAGCUGCAAAAGAAAGUCAAGAAAUCCAGGGCAAGUGAAGCUGUCAACAACAACUGCCUGAUUUGCUUAGAUAUGAUGCAAACCGCUGAAAAAAGUUUGGUCCUAGAAACCAAGCUUGCAAAAGAACAAUCAAAACCUAACAGCAAGUUCAGUACAUGUACUACAGAGGAGACUGCGUCAGAAAAGGAAGAGGUUCCAGUCCAUUCAAGUGAGGCCAUCUGCGGUCCUACCACAGACGGUAUUAAGAGAGAAAUUUGUAAUAGCAAGUUUCACUCCCCUCAGGCCUUCCAAGGUGAAAAGAAAAGUUUGCCAAUAAAGGAAUUCAGCAUAUGGCACCUAGAAACAUUGAAACAUAAAGAUAGGAAAAGCAAUGAGCCUAGCGUGCCUGACACUGAUAACGCCGAGUCUUUGUUAAAGCCAUUGCUAGUUUUGCCACCAGUGAAAGAUGCUACUCCCAAGAAUAACCCAGAUGCUUCUUUAAAGAAGAAUAAAGCAGUCUUCUCCCAGACAAAAAUGCUCUAUGGUAUUUCAGAAGAGACUUCUUCUGACGGUCAUGAAUCUCAAACAGAGCAAAGGGGGGAAAAAGAAAUCGAUGUUGUGAGCGCAACAGUGAAGGAGAAAAUGAAAAUGAAUGAAUCAUCCUUUGUCCCAAGCCUGCCAAAGGCCUCCUUUCUGCAAGGGGACCCUGAGCCGUUGCACUGGCAUUGUGCUCUUUUGCCAGAUAAAAAGACAGCAACCACCUCUAAUUCUGUCACUUUAAAAAAAAACUGUAAUCUUGCCAGCAUGCAGUUUCUGCAAACAAAAGGAUUACAGUACACAAAACAGGAGGCAAUCAGGAGCCCUUUCACCAGCAACAUCAGAAGCAGAAAUCCCGAGGCCAAGCAAGGAAGUGAAUCAAAGAUACAGGAGCUCUCACUGCUUUCUGGACUGUUGCCCUCCUUAACGGUCAGCCACGUUACACUAACUGCACUGUCUUCUAAACUGACCUAACGUUUUUUAUAUUGUAAUUCCACGCCUUUUUUUUUUUUUUUUGUAUUUGUUGGGCUCAUUGUAUGAGAAAAAAAUUGAAGAUACACACUAAAUUCUGCUUCUGAGCACAACUAUUUGUGAAUUUUGUAGGUGUUAUUGGUGUGUCAGUUUAUAACACUAUCCUUUACUUUCAAAUAAUUUACUUUUCAGUUAACAGGUUAAAGAUCUGUCUGACUAUACUGUGCAGUAUGAUAGCUGCAGAAGACUCCUUUGUUCUGGAGGUGGCUGAAAUGCAGCUUCCUAAUUCGGAUGCAGCCCUUGCGUGGUAUGAUCUUGUGUGGAAUUUUGGUACCCGAUCCAGCUGAGCACCUAAGCUUAACUUCAAGUACAUUCCUAAGGCCAUGUCUAGGAAGCAAGGCAUUUAAGAGUGGUUUUAAUUUAAGCACAGGACUAAAUUCUGUUGAGUUCCAUAGGCCUGAAGCAUUUGUACAAGCACUUUGCUGAACUGGAGCUGAAAAAAAUGCAUUAGAAAUAGUCCUCAACUGACUCGGAGAACAGCAGCUUUACUAUAGUGCCAUGACCAAGUGAUCAGUUGUUAUUUACCACUUUUUGUUUUCAUUUGGUUUUAAGUAUGAUUUAAGAUUUUCUCCUUAUGUUUCUUUGCUUCCCUCCACAUUUGACUAGCAUGUAACCCUUGAUUUUUUUUUAGUGAACAGGGAUUUUUAGAUAAAGUUUUGUCUGUCUGUUAAGUGAACGGUGUUUUAGUUUGAUUUUAAUUUGCUGCUAUAAUUUAAAGUAACUUUGCAUUCACAAAGUAUGGCAGUUUAGAUUAAAUGCUUUUUCGCAUGCACAUUACCACAUGUUCCUCAGUCUACAAAUCAGAUUUUGUGCCAUGUAAUUUUCUCCCUAUUUUGAUGCAUUUGAUACAAUCUUGAAAGCAAUAGGAUAAAAAUAAUAGCGUUCAAAAUUCUGAAUAGAAAGCGUUUUAUUUUUAUGCCAAAGACUAGGAUCAGCAACUACUAGAUUUAAGAAGGUCUAACUAUUGACUGGUACUGUCACAUUUAUUUAAUUCUUUUACUCCCAAACCAGUUUACAAAUAUCUUCAUAGUAACCAUUUAAUGCAGAGGUUUCCAACCAUCAGGCCAUGAAGGGUUGGCUGCUGGGCUGUGGCAUGCAUCCCUCACUCGGACCCCCGUCUGUCCACCUGGGUGAGCAGCUUCCAUUACUGGCAGCCACGUGCAGGGUUAAAACCGGGCAGUAGGGCAGCCCCGGGAGGGAAACGGCCAGCUCCGUCCCAUUCCCGCUGCCAUAGCUGCACCUAGCAAGGCGCUGCCCACGCAGCAGGUACUAGAGCCUGCACCAGGGCAGGCCGGGCAGGACCCCCACCCCAACCCUGCCCAUGGCUGGGAGCGGGGCCAUGCAGGUGGGGAAAUGCCCGCGAGGCGGCUCUGCUGCUUGCUCCUAAGGAAGGUAGUAGAGCCCCUUCUUCCCAGACAGCCCCAGCUGAGUCCCCACAGGCCACCGCCUGUGUAGCCCCCUCCCCUGCAGUCUUGGUGCCUACGGCUGCGGUGCCCCAACCCACACCCGGGUACAAGUUUAAAUAUUUACAAAUUUACCAAUUUAAAUAAUUUGCAGGUUUAAAUAUGCAAAGUUAAAUUGUUUCUAUACCCGGUCCACCAAGUUCUUUGAGUGAGUUUGCUGGUCCGUAGUAUAAAAAAAGUUGGGAACCACUGAUCUAAUGCAGCUUAAUAUCUUCACUCACCUUUAUAGCCAGAGAAGAGUAAAUGGUUUCAGAAACUCUUAGUAAAAAGAGAAUUUUUUUUUAUUCUGACAUGAAGAAAGCCAUCACUGCUUUAUAAUAUGGUUAGGCCUUCAGUUUGACCUCUCAGAUCUACAAGAUAGCACUUGAAACAAUAAAGCAUUGUUAGUUUGGAGAGAAGAGUGCCACCUACUGAAAGCCCAUAUUUUUAAUCCCUACUUUGGAGAAUUCACUGUACUAAAUUUCGGUGCUAAGCACUCAGCUCUACCCUGAGAUUAUUUUCUUUCUCUAGUUAAGUUUUACUCCAGUGAUUAUGGUAAAUAAACAGCACUGUUUAAAAACUUGGAGCAGUGACUGGAGGCAAAUUGCAUCCCUUGGUAUAGAUAAAUAGAGAAUGUAGAAUUCUGCGGAUAAUAUUUUUGUAUGAGUUCGGGAUGGAGUAGUGAGAUCACCUCCAAAUAAUUGUGAAGGAAAGCGUCAUGACUGAUUCAAAUCUUGCAAACCUUACUGGGAAAAAAAAAAUCCAUAGUCAUGUCUGCUUACAGAAUUUGUAAGCUAUUUCACUAGGGCUUGCACUUGAAUAAUGAUGAUGGAAUUUGCCUCAUCUUUCCAGUAAAGGCUUCCCACAAUUCAUUACAAUUUUAAGUGAUUUUAUAUAGCAGUUAGUAUCAGGUAUUCCACUGUGUCUGCUUAUUACCGAGUGUGGGAAUCUGAGAGCAGUUGUGAGAGACAUUUACAUAUAAGCCCAGACAGACGCGUGAAAGUGAGCGCUGCUUUACCUACCUUCUGUUCUGUGAAAUAAUGGCUAUUACAGCAUGUUGUUGCAUAGAAUAACCAAGUACUUUGAAUUCUAAGGUUGGUUUACAAAUGCUGUAAUUUGAAUCAGGAAUAUGACUGUUUCUCUACGUGGUGCCCAUGAUAUUAGAGUAGGAAGAGGAGAAAAGAGUUAUUUAUAAAGAAAUCUGACUGUAAGUUACCUCUCCUGUUGUAGAAGGAAGUCAGAGCUGACUGCAGCAGUCAGCAUUUUGCUCAUUUAAAAGCCCUUGCUGCCUUUGAAAGUCUCAACCAGUGACCAGCUGAGGUCCAUUUUAUCUUAGUAGUUUCUAGGAAUCAAGGCAGUGGAAAGUCAACAAGUCUGUCAUAACAGUUUCAUAGGCAUGAUCAUAUCUUGACAGCACAGAGACCUUGGCAAAGUCUGUUUUCUUUUCCCCGGUGCUCAUGCUAGAAUUGUCCUUAGAUCCUUCCAGGUUUGCACUGUUAUCCUGCAUCUUUACUUGCUCGGUGAUUUAGAAACUUCCUAGAUGGGAAGACAAAAUGUGAUCUGCCUUAUUUUUAUGGUUCUAAUUAAAGCUUUAGGAUGAAACUCACCACCGAUGUAUACCAUAGGCCACUGUGUAAACGAGGAGAUGCAUUUUACUACAGAACAAUGUAUCUACGUGACCACGAAUCUAUCGGGGGACAGUCUAUCUAGGGAUCAUCAGCCGUGGGCUGGAUCUGGCUGCCUGCAUGCGUGCAGGGGGCUGAUCUGAAGCGGCUGCUUUAAAGCGGUGACUUCAAGAAACCCUCCUGCUCUGUGCCCGUGCCAACUUUUUGUUUCUGAUUGGUGUUCACCAUGGUUUUCAGUGGCGCCUCUUAAGCAGUGGUGGGCAGAGAGAUUGGCAAUCCACACCUCUGAAAGGUUGAUGACCCCUGAUCUAGGAUGUUUCCGAAGCAGCGCUGCAGAGGGAAGUUGUCUCUCUCCUAGUCUCCAACAUAAUGUUUUAGUUUUAAAACAAAACAAAACAAACCCUGUUCCGAGGCAAGAAGUAGAAAUUAAUUAAGAUCAAAUAAAAUCCUUCACAAACAACAAACAGUACAAAAGGUGAAACAGUUCAAACAUAUCUGCUUCUGGUCCUCACACAAUACUUUAUUUGCUGUUCACUAGCUAGCAAUAUUGAAACAUAUGUACAAGGCAGAUGUAAAUACUAACAUUUCCAAGUUUGGAAAGGAAGGAUGUUGUUUAUUGUUCAGACAAAAGAAAAUACCACACCUCAGUGAGAAUACUGAACAGUGACCUACUGUAUUAUUUAUCAACUAAGAGGAAGCAAGCCCAAACAUCUAUGUUCACUAGAGUAAUUAAAUAAAGUAGCAUUCACUGGAUGUCAAAGACACAACAUAGGGUAAACAAUUUGACAUUAUAGGAAAGUUUGAGGGUAGAGUAAAAAAAUUGAGGUUUGGUUCCAAGUUUUAUGGGUGUAUUAACAAGUUACUCUUAAAGAUAUGUUUUAAAAGAGCCAAAUGUCUCAGUUUUUCUUUGUACUUUGUUUUCACUAUAUGAGGACUCAUUACUUUUCUAGGUCUAACUUGGUUAGGAUUUAGGAACAAAAGAAUUUCAUUGGGCAUGUUAACAGCAGCUUUAGUAAAAUGCAAGUAAUAUUAAUGAAUACAAGUAUUUAGCAAGUAAAGUAGUAGAAUAAGUAGAGUAGAAAGGCAAAUAGAAUAGUAAAAGGAAAUAAUUGUUCUCCAAUACCCAGAGAAAAUGACUGUCAUCUUUCAGUUUGUAAAGGGAAAUGCGUUGCUUGUGUAUCCAUUGUGCAAAUUCAAAAUCAGGAUAACACCGCAACUCAGCGGAGCUCUAAUAUACUCAAUUACUCCCUUAUAUAAUUAUAAACAGCAACAUUUUGCACUGUAGUAAGCCAUAGUGUCCCAUAGCCCUCAUGUUUCAAAGGCAGCAGGCCUAUUAGUUACUUCUCGGACAAUAUAAAAUUCUGAUUUUAUAAGCAUUUUAUUACUGAGUGGCAUCUGAGCACUCAAAACAAUAAUGAAUCAAGGCUUACACUACUCAUAUAGGAUGGGGACAUAUCAAUUUUACAGAUGCAGAACUUGGGCCAUACAGAGGGCAAGAGACUUGAACAAAGUCCCACACUGGAAGUCUGUGACAGGAGUCUAGAACAGAACCCAGAUCCAUAGCCUUGCACGUCCUGUGCACCAACAAUAAGACCCCCCAUUUCCUUCUGCCCACUGUCUUCAGUGGAACUGUUUUGGAUGUAGGAUGGUAAGGCUGAAAUCAGAAAUUGCCCUGACAAGCAGAAUGCAUACGUGCACUUUAUAGCUGCCUGGGUGAAUUUAGACUGUCCUAAAGUGUGAGAAGUUACAAGAAUCUUCCUCAUGAGUGAGCUACAGCUUCCUACAGGUGAGGAUUUCAUGGUAAAACAAAGGGUGGUCAUUGAAGCCUUUAUAAAACUGACAAAAUGUCAAAUCCAUGUGAGUGGUAGGAAGAGGUUUCUACUAGAGUAGGAUAGGCAUCAGGAGGUGACAACCAUGGAAUAUAGUCAUGCUUGUGGAUAACUGCCCCAAAAGACGCGAGUGAAGUGGGCUAUAUAGCCUGUAUUGCAAACUUGGACUUGUCAGAAGAACCGAGAAAAGGAUUUUUUUUUUUAAAUGAGGUAGAGAAGAACAAGUCCUCUACAUCUGGGAUGUCUUGAUCCCAGAGAGGAUUCAAAAGAAUUGUACUCUUUUAAUGUCAAUACCAUAAUACCACUUAGCAACUACCUGGCUAAUUAUUUUACUAUUAGUAAUGGAGAUUUAAUAUGCUUUUGUGUUCCAGGUAAAAAGUUGGGGUAAACAUGCUCCUAUCACCUGUCAUCAAGUACACAGCAAGUCCAAAAAACCAAUGGCAAGCAAAACAGUUACUUACCUAUCAUGCAUAGAUCUUGUGCCAGCUACUGACAGAGAUGUGGUCCAGACAACUAAGUCUACAGAAACAUCAAAAAUUAAUUUCAAAUUGCCUACAUGUGCUGUAGGAGAUACUGUUUUGGGAAGAGAAAAAGUUCCAGUGUAUUGCAUUGAGCCUUUUAGUUGUGUUGCUAUGACAAAUGGCUCCAAGGGAGCAAGGCAUAUCAACAAAUCAUGUUCUAGUCGGACUUUCCAAGAUGAAAAGAAAAAUAUGCUGAGAAAGGAACUUAAUAAGAGGCAACCAGAAAAGCAAAUAAACAAAUCCCCGGAACAAAAAGGUACGAGUCUACUGCGCUUAAGCCUUUUUUCUCCUUAUGAAAGCCUGACAUGCAUUACUUUGAAGACAUUACUGGUCCUGUUACCACAGACAACAGCAGCUCCCUUUUUGCCGCUGGACCCGUCUGUAGAGAAAAGCAGUGUGGUUUCUAUUCAGGGUAAUGAUCUAAGUCUCAGUGCUACUUCCACUGAAACAGAUGCCUGUGUUCCUGGUACUAAACCCAAGCAAACAGUUGAAAAGGAAACCGAUGAUGACACGAACACCGCCAUACGGAAAGUAAAACAUCAUACAGCACUUUUUGAUCACUGGCUCCCAGAGGCCUCAUUCUUGCAUGUCAACCCCAAACACUUUCACUGCCUUUAUGCUUUUACAUCAGACAAAAAUACUGCACCUGUUUCUAGCUCUCUUGCUUGGACAGAGAACAGUCAGCUUGCCACCAUGCAGUUUCCGCAAAUGGGGAAUGCAGAAUACCAAACCUAGCUUUGUUAGGGCUGCUUUCAAUAAUAGCAGAAGUCACCACACAUGCCGUGAAACUAAAGGAAGCAGGUCAAAAAUAUAUGUCUCUCAGGACAGCUGUUGCCACCCUUAACAGUCAGAGGCAUCACAAUGCCCAUGCUGCCUUUUAGAGUUUCUGGCCCUUCUUGACCAUUUUGUACCUGCCCUCUGGUUUAGUCUAUGAUUUCGGAUCUUUGGGUCAAAUCUGCUCAGCUGGGCCAAUAUAACUCCACCAGUCUAAUUGACAGAAUUCAACUCCUCCCAUGUACAGCACAGUCACUGGAAGUGGUUCUGUGCAGUCUCUCUUUUGGAUAUGCAGCGUUCAAAAACAGCUUCAGAUACCUUAACCUAAGACUCAAUUCCCAGCUAACUGCUGAACACCGACUGCCUAUCUAAAAGCAUUUGUGAAAUCUGGUAACCUUCUCGCUGCCAUCAGGAAAGAGGGGGAACUGACAGACGAGGCACUCAGAAGAAGUCUGUGAAACCCAAUGCAACAUUCCCAUGCACACCCUGCAUUAAAUACAAUUCAUGUCAAUUUACACAAGUAACCAAGAGGCAGCCCUCACAGGAUAGACACUAAACCAGAUCGCAAAGUUGUGCAUGCAUUUAUACACAAUAAGGAUUACUUUAACUUCAACAUAACACCCUCUGGCGAUAAAUGUAGCACUUGUUCAGUAAGAUGCAGCAGACUCUCAGCACUUUGGUUGCACGUUCUUGAGAUCAGAGCAUUGUGUCCUUGUUCAUAGGGGUGCUACACCGGCGAAUGUACAGCUUCUUGUGCACUGAUACAAGUCAGUCUUGCCAUGGUUAAAAUGGAGCUGAGCUGGACAAAUGCAGUACUAACAUGUCUCAGGUUUAAUGCUGCUGGAUUUGCACCUGUGCAAGACUGUACCAGAGCUUGUCUGUACCCCAGCGUGGCCUGACAAUGUUUCACAUACAGCCCAAACAUGGCAGACACCCAGUAACAAAAUAGCUUUGCUCAGUCACUUCUAUUUGUUCUUAUUCCCUUGAAUACUGGGCACCUACGCAGGAUAGCGGUACAGUGGUACACCAGGGGCAACAACAAGUGUAAGCUAGUGUUUUGCACACAAAAGUAUCCGGGGGGGGGGGGGGGGGGAGGGAAGCAGGGGAGAAGGUCAGAGAAUGAAUAAAUGGUUCAAAAGCAGCACAAGCAAGUUACUCUGGCGUCUCUUGGUUAUAGGUUUUGCUUUGUUUAUACCAUAAUCUCUAGUUUUACCUAAAAUUUGGAGACAGGAGUAAAACUUGACUUCCACCUUACCAAAUGACUAACAUUAAAUUUAUGGAUCUCAUACAGCCAUGACAAAUCCACUUUCUAUAUGCAUUUCAAAACGUAAUUUGGUUAAAUUUUUGUUUAUCUGCUAUCUUUUGCAAAUCUUUGUUCCGUCACUGUAUGAUGCCAUGGUGCAGGACUCGCAGUGAAUUUGAGGUUUUUCUAUAAAGUUUUUCCUUUGUUUCCUCAUUCUCUCCAUUUUCUUUGCAAUGUCCUGUGACAGUUUAUCAGCUUUGUAGUAACUUCCAGCAGCCCAAAUUGUAGUCAAGACCAUGCACUUUACUGCAAUAAACUGCCAUCUGCAUCUGACAGCCGUUUUAAAAACCUGCUGGUAAAUCACUGGGAAACCAAGCUAGGCAUCUUAUGUGGCACUGUUCUGUGUACAAUAUGGAUUACUUCAAUACCUUACCCAAUAACCUUUGUAGAGUAAUGUAGCACUUGUUUAUUAAUACACCUCACCACCACACAGCAGGCAGGAGAAGGCUAUAUCCAACUGAAACCAAUAGGAAAAGGCAGGAAAGCAACAUAUUUAUUUUUUGCUAUUUUUAGUUGAUGAUGAUUAGAAGUUUCUACAGGUUCUUAAACAAUAGGCCCUGAGAAUUUUCCUGCUUUACACCACGGAUUCUCUAAGAGCAGCGGGCUGCAGACAGAGACUUUAAGUGUGAGUUUGGUCCUGUACACCGCAACUAUUAUCUUCAUGGAAGUGCCAGGUAUAGCUCCAUAGUUCCAAGUUUCAUUUUGCAUCGCGAGCAGCGAUUCAACGACUUUAUUAUAUAUGGACUACACAGUGCCACUCCCUCGCUCGUCUUCCCUACCCCAAUUAAAACACUCUGUAGUGGCAUCUUUGAUAUUCAGCAGAGUAUCCUUCUAUAUAGAAUGCCAACAAAAACAAUUCUCAUUCAGAAAUGAUCUCCUCCCCUAUUUCUUGUACAGCCAAUACAAGUGAUUAUCUACCUUCUUUUGGAAAUUCAAGCAUGACCACAAUGAAAAAAAUACUACCAACGAGGCAAAACACAGACUGAAAUAAAGUUUAUUCCAAAAUAUGCAUAAUUUACAGAAGUACUUAAGGACUUCAUUGAACAAAAAUGUUUCAACACUGUUGUGAAUAAGUUGUAGCUUUAUGUAACACUCCAGCUUCCUUCAGAGAGUAAUGAGAGACAUGAAAAAAAUCUUUUGGCACAGGGUUCUCUUUGCAUGCAUUAGCAUAUGAAACAUUUCACAACUAUUACUAAGACAACACUCCUUCUUUGGAUUGUCACUUGUAAGUUGUAUAUAAAACAAACAAACAAAAAAAAGCUUAUUUCUGACUUUCGUUGCAAGUUUACUGGCUAAAAUAAAAAAAGACGACAAACAGAAAAACCCCUUGAAAACAGUCUGUCCAUUAGAAGUUGAAGAGUCCUACUGUGAUGGAAUAAGACAUUUCUGAUGACAUUUGCCAACUGUAUUUGAAGUGUGUUUCAACAUGCUGUAGGAAAGAUGCACUUUUGGGAUUUAGUACUUACCCAUUUCGAAUACUUAACUGGAACAUUAUCGGGUAAAUGCUCCAUAACUAGAAUAUGCGCCAUAUUUUCCAGCAGGCUGAGCCUGUUUCCCAUAUGUGCACUUGCAAAUACAUGCGUUGAGUAGUCAGCUCUGCGAGUACUUGAAGCAUCAUGCAUGCACUAAGUCACCCACUCUGAAAUGAAGGAAGGCCACUGCAGAAACAUUAACAACACAUGGGAGUCAUCUAGUGUUUUCUGUCAGUAGUUAGGCAGCAGACACUGCUUAGAAGCCAGUAUAAAAGGCAACUUUAGAAGAUCGUGAAUCAGAAGGAGCUAAAAAGUUUCUGAUCUCUUAAAGCAGAAGAAACUCAUUUAGGGAUUGCUAGCAUUUCAGACAGUCCAAUUCAAAUUUUUCAUGAAGCAGUAGUCAUGCACGCAGACACCACCAUGGUAUUAACUUGAUUGCAAGGCAAUGCCCAGUUGAACUAUCUGGCUUUAUGAUUCUAUUCAUUGCACAGCAAUGGCAUUUAAAUAAGAGUACUCAGUGUAGCUGUAGGCUGGCAAAUCCUUCCAUUGAAUUUUGUCACUCAAGCAUCUAGACUAAUUCACAUCAACUGAUAUAAAAUAAAAGUCUUCAGAAGUUUGAGAACAAUUUACAAAACUCAUGUAACUGCACCAUGCACUGACAAAAAAAUUCCAGACAAGCAAAUAUAAAAUAAAAAAAUCAUUACCACAUAGUGUUUAAAGAGUUAUCAAUGGAAGCCUAUUUGCAGUAACUUUGUUAUACCUCAGAAACACAAGCACGGCCGCAUUUUAAAACAAAAAUUACAAAAUGUGAAAAACAACAAGGCUCACUAUCAUAAGUGAAAUUUUUGGUGUAAAGUAAUUUGGAACAACAAAAGCUGAUAAGUGAAGAUGGCGUUGUCAAACAGAGCAGCCCAAAACAGAUUAAAAGCAGAGUAGAGAAUGACUUUCCCCACCGUAACAGGCAAUUUAAAACACGGUUACAGACUAGUGAUCAAUUUUAAAAUCAGAUAUUUGCUUUUAUGUUGAGAACAUAAACUGAACGAGUGUGUAACUGUAGUAAUCACACCACCUUAUCCAGGUAGUAGGUACAUUACAUUUUUAAUCCUAUAAAGCACCAAGUGGGGGCCUCCAUCCUGCCAAUGGUUCCGUAUUUUUUGAAGUUGAAAAUAUGAAUAUUAUUCACAUUCCUUAUUUUAGACACAGGCAUAAGUGCCAGGAACUAGGUCUAAAAUAGCAAAGAGCUAUCAACUUUAUUUCUUUAGAAGUCUCCUCUGUUGUCUUUGUUUUUUUGACAUGCGUAUUAACAGGACAGAAUUUAGCCUUUUGCUUUUAAAGAGACAUGGCAAAGGUAUACCUGGGAGUAAGCUUUUCAGGGAAGUAUGACAAAAAAAUAGUGUUGGGAAAUCAUAGGUGUGGGUCCUGAGUUAUUCAUAGCUUGAACAGGUUCUCCACAACCAGUUUUACAGACCAAGUUUGCAUGCUUCAGAUCAAGCUUUGUAGAAGUGUUUUUGCUUGAGGAUUCAAACACCUGGGAAGAAAAUGCCCGUGUUUUCUUCUUAGCCACUAACUGCUUUACUUUAGUGUACACUAAUGCACACAUAACAGUCUUUUAUUCAAGACACCCAAUUUCUACUGGGCUGGGCGAGGGGUGCACUUUCUUGCACUGAAAACAGUGCUUUUUAUAUACUAACAACUCAAGUAUUUACAAGAGCAGAAGUGAAAUUGGAUGUGGACGCUUGCAUCUCUCAAUGGCUAUAAGUCUGUUUAUACUGUGAUCAGUGCUUGGUAUGAAACAUCGACACUAACAAACGCAAGACACCUGGAUGUCAAGUUCUUCAUCUCUUUGUGCUUAAUAUUUUUUAUGAACUAUAAAGUAUGAGGCUGUCCUCCAAACUUGCUUAGGUGCAGUUAUUAUUCAAAAUGUUCUAGAUGGACGUGGAAUUUGUUUAACUUUUAUAUGUGCCAGUAUUCUCCCUUGGAAGCAGAGCCCAGGGUUUUAAAUUAAUGUAUGCAAUUGCCUGCAUUAUAUUUGCAUGCCAACAGCUAAUGUAGAUGAACGUUAAUCAGUGUGGCACUUUACAGGCUAGGUGCAUGGAAAAAUUUCCAAUUUUACAGCCUGCAGCCAUUACAGAUUUGGACACUUCCAUAUCUAAGAUACUUGGAAUUGAUUAAGGUUUGAUCCACUGAAGUCAAGAGAAGACUCCUGUAAACUUCAAUGAUUUUGAUCAGGCUCUGGGAGCAUUACAGGUUUUCCCACUGUUCUCCAAAGAAUCAGGCUAUGACCGCCACCAAGAAGCAGGGCGAAUCCUAAUCCUACAUUAAGAUUUUUCCCACAUGGAAACUGGUCCUGGAGUACAAGAUUAGUGUUAUCAAGUGAGUGUCCAGGAAGAGGAGGAAUAAAAGCUAAUGCUUGCAAGGUAACAAAAAUGGGAUCAUAAAGGUCCAUGCAUUAAUGCCAAAGACCACUUGGAGAAAAAAAAUCAAAAGUCAGUACCAAGACACUACAGGGAAUCAUUCAUUUUUGAAAAUAAAGAAAACAAACAAAAGCCACUCCUCUAUUUGCUAGUUGGUCCAUUACUGCCGUCUAAAUUAUGUGAUAGAGCUGUGGCAAAGAGACGCGACCAACCUGCAACUUGACACCUACAAUAUGUUGGGGUUGCCUUAAAAGCCAGCAACAAACUGGACCAAAGGACAGUUGCAGUCACCAGUCAAACUACUGGAAGAGUAAUGUUAAGUUUUUUUUAUAACUCAACAUUACAAACCAUUUGAUGCGCUUAUUCAGUGCAUAGUACAAUAACCAAUCUAGUUAUCGUCUGCACAUGUUACUGCAAUACAAAUAUCUAUGACUGAACACCAAAUAGAAGACACACGAUGUGGGAUCCAUUGCUUUAGUGUUUCCCCAACCUUAUUUUCAUAAUUAUUUCUGAUGCAAGCUUCCUGCACCAGAUUUGAAGGAUGUAGGUAACUUUGGAACUAAAGCAAGCACUAUUCUUUAAACACAGGGCACAUUUAUUAAAUAUUGUAAAAUUGCACUUAAUUCAUAUCACUUGAUACCAACAUAUCAGAUUUUAAGCCGGGGGAAAUUAGAAAAAGGGGUAUUUUUUUGUUUGUUUGCUGAACUCAGAACUUCUACCGAAAUAUUGUGUUCGGUAACUACAUAUUUUAGAGAAAUGCAUCAGCUAGCUGUUCACAGUAACAGGCACAGUAAACUCAUUUCUGCUGAAAAAGGGUGUUGGUUGUUUCCCAAAGGCCACAGUCAUUUGUAAUCGUGUACAAUUCACUCCUUCGUGAAGAUUUUUACAGAGAUUCAUUCUGAGAUCUAAACCAAAGGUGAAAGCUAUUCUGGUUAGGUGACUAGCACUGGAAAGCCUACUGCAAAUAUGCUUUUUGAAUAUGUCUGACUGAUUCCUACUCUUGGAUUCUCAGCCACCAAAACAGCCUGAACUUCUAAAGCAAAGAGUUGCCGGGAACCAGCACUCUCUCACAAUACCCCAACUUCUAAGGUAGGUCCAUUCCACCUCUAGAAAAUAACACAAUUUGCCAACUGUAAGUACUUUGCAAGAAUCUGCGCAAACCUAACUGCUUCCUUAGAGAUGCCAAUAUAGUCAGUUGGGGAUAAAGAUGCCUCAGGACAAAACAGCCAACAAGAGGCACUCAAUCACAAAGGCGGCCAUCCUCAGCACUGCUGUUGAUACUACAGGAUGAGUACCCAUCUUGCGCACUAGAAAGAGCUGGGAAAUACAGAUGUGUUUCAAUCAACCCCGUACCUGGCACCCAGGUUGUUGGGGAACUGAACUUUAGUGUAAACAUAGCAGUGCUCAAAAUCCCCUCAAACAUAUUAGACGUGCUGGUCAAAUGCAUUAAACCUUCCACUUCGAGCUGACCGAGCACGUUGGGAUUCAGGCCUGGGACCGAGUAGCAAACAGAGCCCAUGACUUGGAUGCACUGGUGAAGAAUACUGCAGCAAUGCCUGAAGGUAUCUUGUAAGACUUGUACCAUUAUCAAACUCCAACAGUGCAUCAAAUUCUGACAGCUGGGAUUAGAAAUCACUUGCACUUUCAUGCCAAUGUCAUCCAGGCCCUGCUUUACAAACUCCACUGGGCAAAGCUCUACCACCACCACGGCAACAGACUCUGCCAGCGUACUGAGGCAAACCGAUUCCCUAUUAGUGAGAUCACUUGCAUCUACAUCCUACAGCUACACUGAACUCAAGCCACAGACCAGCAGCUCUAGGAGGUCCUACCAAAAGAGACAGGAGAAUGACAGUUCACCUCUGAAGGUCAACAGCAUAAAUGACACAAACUGGCGAUAGGUGGUGAUGGACCAAGGAAGGGUUUUAAGGCCAAACAUAGCUGGAAUUAGCUUUUCUGACUGAUCUCCAGGACAGAACUGGAUGCUACCAAAUACAUUUAUGACAUCCAGGAAACAUCAAAAGAAAAUCAGAGCUGAAAGUUAGGGGAAAAGGAUGUACAAAAUACUCCUGAGAACAUGAUUUAAUUAUCAACUGAAUUUUCCAGUGAAAGCUGGGGGAUAAGGAGCUGUUGUGUCCAGUAUAGGCAAAACAGAUCUGUUGCUAGAUGGGGAAGCCAACAGACCCAAAAACUCUUAGCUUUAGGAGCUACAGCUGGUCUUGCUCUGGAAGUACAGGACCCAAGGGUAGGAAUCUAGUCCAAAAAGUAUCUUUAGAGGUUUUAAUAGUCUCAAGAUUAACAGUUCCUAACAUCUUUGGUAAGGUUAGGUCAUAGUAUAACCACUGUAUCUUUCUGCAAAUAAGCAAAAAGUGGAGAAACCGGUAAAUAAAUUUCAGUGUAUCCUAGUGUUCUCAUCUUUCACCCAGACAUUUGAAUGUUAGGCAUUUCCUUGCUUUAUGUUUCUUACAAGACAUAUUACUAGUUCAAACAAAUGCCUUCCUUUGGAAUACCCAAAAUACAUAGUUACAGUAGUACACAGCAACAUCAUCAUGAGAGAGAGAGAGAGAGAGAGAAAGAAAGAGAG
Alligator sinensis (Chinese alligator) is the source of this 15065-nucleotide messenger RNA. RefSeq lists its product as uncharacterized. Bases 130 to 1047 code for a protein of 305 amino acids. The record is from RefSeq and is a predicted model, not a curated record. NCBI's taxonomy places the organism in Eukaryota, Metazoa, Chordata, Crocodylia, Alligatoridae. The transcript has 2 exons.